CUCAGCUCCCCGGGCCUGGACGGCAGGGGCCGCAUCUCCCCCCAGCCUGGACCCUGGACCGGCCUGGCCCCAGCCCUGCCCAUGCAGCCCAAGUGAGACCUUCCCCCCAGCUUUGGGCCGGAGAGCGCCAUGGGGCCUGGAGUGAGCCCCCCCGCAGAACCUCCCGGGGGGACAGCCAGGAUGUCCUCCUACCGAGCCCUCCUGGGCCUCCUCUGCCUCCUUCCUGCCCUGGCCCUGCUGCUGACGCUGAAGGACACGGCUGAGCCCGGGGCGAGGGGCUCUCAGGAAGACGCCAGCUUGCCUGGCCCCGACAGCCUCCGCGGUCCCCAGGCCCCCCCGGAACGCCUGUUGCCCCCCAGAGCCCGCAGGAAGCGCUACACCAUCACCCCGUCCCGGCUUCACUGGGACCACUUCAACCUCACCUACAAGAUCCUGUCCUAUCCCCGAAACCUCAUCAAUCAGAGUGAGACCCGCAGGGGGCUGGUGGCUGCCUUCCGGAUGUGGAGCAGCGUGUCCCCCUUCACCUUCAGGGAGGUGGCUCCGGAGCUGCCCAGCGACCUCAAGAUAGGUUUCUACCCCAUCAACCACACGGACUGUCUGCGCUCAGUGGUCCACAGAUGCUUCGACGGGACCACGGGGGAGCUGGCCCACGCCUUCUUCCCCCCCAAUGGGGAGAUCCACUUCGACGACAGCGAGUACUGGAUCGUGGGAGAGACGCGCUUCAGCUGGAAGAAAGGUGUCUGGCUCACCGACCUGGUCCACAUUGCUGCCCAUGAGAUUGGCCACGCUCUCGGUCUCAUGCACUCGCUGAACCCGAACGCCUUGAUGCACAUUAACGCCACCCUGACUGGGAAAAAGGUGAUCUCACAGGACGAGAUGUGGGGCAUGCAUCGGCUCUAUGGUUGCCUAGACAGGCUGUCCGUGUGUCCAUCCUGGGCUCGGAGGGGCUUCUGUGACACCCGUCAGAAGUUCAUGAAGAAGCUCUGCCCCAACAGCUGUGAUUUCUGCUAUGAGUUCCCCUUCCCUACUGUGGCGGCCACCCCGCCGCCCCCCAGGACCAAAACCAAGCUGGUGGCCGAAGGCAGAAACGUCACCUUCCGCUGUGGCCAGAAGAUUGUUCACAAGAAAGGCAAAGUCUACUGGUACAAGGACCGUGAGCUCUUGGAGUACUCGUACCCGGGUUACCUGGACCUGAACGAGGGCCACAUGAGCAUCAUCGUCAAUGCCAUCAACGAAGGCACCUACACGUGUGUGGUCAAGAAGCGAGAUCGAGUCCUCACCACCUACUCCUGGCGCAUCCGAGUGAAUUACUGAUGGUGCUGGGAGGCCGAGGAAGCCGGGCCAGACCCGUCCCUCCCCCUGGCCUCUGGGAGAGUCCUCAUAGCCCCGGGGCUCUUCUCUGACCCCCGCUUCCUGUCCCAUUGCGGGGGGCGAGAGCCUGGCAUCUGGCUGAUAAAGCAUUUUA
Gracilinanus agilis (Agile Gracile Mouse Opossum) is the source of this 1465-nucleotide messenger RNA. It is a transcript of the gene MMP23B, whose product is annotated as matrix metallopeptidase 23B. Gene Ontology annotation, cellular component: extracellular matrix. Lineage: Eukaryota; Metazoa; Chordata; Mammalia; Didelphimorphia; Didelphidae. Gene Ontology annotation, biological process: proteolysis; extracellular matrix organization; collagen catabolic process. The transcript is spliced from 8 exons. The record is from RefSeq and is a predicted model, not a curated record. Bases 130 to 1314 code for a protein of 394 amino acids. Gene Ontology annotation, molecular function: zinc ion binding; metalloendopeptidase activity.